AUGACGCCGCGUUCUAUUUACUCAAUCCACCAACCACAACGAAAGACACUCAGAUCUGUGGCACGCUUCCUGAACACCGCUUUCUGAUUUCGCGGGGAGAGUUAGCACUACAGCCUGAAGCUACUCCUUUGUUGACAGAAUGGCAGAGGACUCAAGCCCUUCUGAGGAUGGAGGCUUACCAAUGCCCUACUCAUGCUACGAGUGCCGCAGUCGCAAGUUGAAGUGCGAUCGCCUGAAGCAGGGAUGUACUCGGUGCGCUCAAACAGGGUCAAAGUGCCACUAUCCUACUUCACGGAAGCCGCCUGUCAUCACCGUAACAAGACCCAAGGUGAAGGAGUUGGAAUCUCGAUUGAAGGACCUGGAAUAUCGAUUGAAAAACAGCUCAGACAAUGCGUCUUCGUCCUCGCAGCAUUCUCUGGCGUCGUUUGAGAAUGACCUAAUUGAGACCGGCCGAUUCGAACAACUGCCUCCCCAGGCUGUUGUAGAGGAAUUGACAAACGUCUACUUUACAAACAUUAGCAACGAUCUAUCGAUGCUGCAUCCAUCGCGAUACCUUGCGUCUCUCUACCUCCCCCCUCACAUGCAGCCUCCAAUGUGCCUCCAGUACGCCGUCAUGGCCUUGGCAGCGACGUUUUGUCCGGUCUACAACCACCUCGCCAAUGCUUUCUAUCGCCGGGCGCGCUAUUACUUUGAAGCCGACCAGAUGAAGGGCGAAGGAGAGCAUUUUGUCACACUUGCUCACACACAGUGCUGCCUACUUAUGGCGCGUUUCGAAGCAACGAAUUUAUGGUUCUCUCGGUCGUCCAUGAAUACCUCCAGAUGCGUGCGCUUGGCCCAGAUUUUAGGCCUGCAUCAGCUUGAUGGCGAGGGAGGGCUAGGACCGACUCUACCACCCCCCAAAGACUGGUGCGAGCAGGAAGAGCGUCGGCGGACGAUGUGGGCUGUCUUCUGCAAUGAUAGAUAUACUAGCAGCACCACAGGAUGGCCAAGCCUACUGGAUGCUCGGCGGAUCCAAACGCUGCUCCCUGCAUCCGAGGAGGCCUUUCAAGUUUGCAUAGAGGAGCCUUCGAUUUCUUUGGCCGACGCCCUGAGCCGCAACAAUUCAGCAUGCUCCAUCUAUGGCUGCAAGAUCCUAGCUGCGCACCUCUUCCACGAAUGUCUUGACCACACCUACCAGGUCCAUCCUGAUCCCGAUCCCUCAGACUUCCAGAACAGCGUAUUCUGGAAACGCCACCAAGAUCUGAAUAACGGACUGGCAAGGGCCUUUGUAACCCUCCCAGACAGCCUCCGCACCCCAGGGAUCAAUAACAAUCGCGAGGCGGUAGUCAUCAACCUCCAGCUUCACACAGCGACCAUCUGCCUCCACCGCAUCGGCGUAGCGAGGGCAAACAAGCAUAACAUUCCAAGAGAAAUGUUGUCAGGCACGCAGGUGAGGCUUCUCCCUGCGGCGCACGAGAUCUUCAACAUUGUGGCCUCUCUUGCGGAUGUGAAUGCCAUGUUCCGAAACCCGAUGGUGGCGUUUGCUUCGUACAUGGCGGGGUUUGUGUUUCUGGAAGAUUUCCUCGACUCUGGAAACCAGCAGAGUGAAACUAAGAUGAGUUCGUUGAUGGAUUUGAUGGUGACCAUCGGCCAUCAGAACACGGUGACUGCGUCGCUGGCGGUUCAGAUGGCCCAUGCAAUGCAGAGGACCGGCAUCGAUCCCUCGGCCGUGAGCAAGGUCACGGGUCUGAUGUCGAAGAUGAUCCUGAAGGGUCCAUUAAUGGCCAAGCCUAACGAGGCGGCUGGCAGUGUGGUGUUCUGCCCGUUUGAGAUGCCAACGGAGCCGGCAGGAGUUCCGGCAGCAUACCCAACAAGCGUGUAGGGAUGGCUUAGUGGUGAUGAAUUAAGCCUUCCUGAAUGAAGAGAAAUACGAGGGAUGGAUGCUGGUAAAUGUGGAGUACCCACUUGAGGUCUUCAACACUCGCUAGAUCAACGCAGACCAGGUGGACAACCAUCAACAAAACCCGUUCAAAAUUGAGCUCACAAAUAAUGAGCCAUAAAAUAUGUAUAAAAUGUAAGAAAAUAUAAGAUAUCUCCCAUUCGCUA
Messenger RNA from Ilyonectria robusta, 2085 nucleotides. Its product is annotated as binuclear zinc transcription factor. Bases 140 to 1861 code for a protein of 573 amino acids. Gene Ontology annotation, biological process: DNA-templated transcription; regulation of DNA-templated transcription. NCBI's taxonomy places the organism in Eukaryota, Fungi, Ascomycota, Sordariomycetes, Hypocreales, Nectriaceae. Gene Ontology annotation, molecular function: DNA-binding transcription factor activity, RNA polymerase II-specific; zinc ion binding; DNA binding. The transcript is spliced from 6 exons. Gene Ontology annotation, cellular component: nucleus. The record is from RefSeq and is a predicted model, not a curated record.